UAAAGUCUAAAGUUUGACGCACAACAAUCAGUCAGAUCACCUCUUACUGUACUACAAACAUCCUUCCCUCCUCUGUGAAGAUGUCCAGCUCUGUAACAACCACCACUAACGGGGUGGUGGUCAUCACCCAUGUACACCCUACUGGAAACGAGAUGGGGGUCGCGGGGGUUGCUUCUGCCCCUCACUGUUUGGGACAGACGGUCUACUCAGCGCUGGGAAGUUUCCGGGCGGGGCAUCCAAAAGCGCUGGGGACCGUACAGAUCAUGAUUGGUUUGCUGAUGCUGUUGACAGGAAUCGUGAUGGCUACAGGACCAGAAGUAGACAAUAUUGGAGUAUUUAGUGGAAUAUUUGUCUGGGGAUCUAUCAUUUAUGUAAUUGCAGGCUCUCUCACUGUUGCCGCUGACAACAAACUGAACAAAUGUCUGGUGAAUGGCUCCCUGGUAAUGAAUGUUGUUGCCACGGUUACUGCUCUUACUGGCAUCAUCCUCCAUUCUUUAGACGGUGCUGGGAUCCUCUACUCCUGUUACUAUCCAGACAAUCCUUCAUCCUACCCUCCAUACUAUGUCUGUCAACAGUAUUGGGUCAGGUCCCAGGGAAUUUCAGGUGUUCUGGCUGUUUUCUCCGUGCUGGAGUUUAUAGUGUCCAUCUGUGUCUCGUCAUUCGCCUGCAGAGCUGUCUGCCAGUGCUGUCGUUCCACCCCUGAGCAAGUGUCCAUCAUUGGGAAUCAAAUACCGGUACCUGAUGGCAGGCAUUGCAGCAUAAUGACUCCAAGCAACGCCCCUUUCCCUCCACAGAACAACUACAAGCCUGUGAACUACCCAAAGGGUCCUGAGGGAGCCGGUAUGGGUACAAGGUUUCAACAGAACCACCUGCUUCCUCACUACACUGCCUGAGAAACGGGCCUCAGUGAAUACAUUGCUAUUUUUCUUGUUGAAAUCAUGUUCUUAUGUAGGCCUAUGAUUACGAUGCAAGCCAGGCAAUGGUUAGCAGCACCACAUCACUGAUCUGAAUAAUUUGACAGUUAAAUACUGUUAGUGUAUUGCAAUGUUAUAUAUCAGUAUGAUAUUUUGGCUACUAUAUGGUUGAUAUUUUAAUGUUUAAAAAAAACAAAAUUCUGUCUCUCAUAAUUUUCUAUAUAAAAAUAGUUGUCUUCAUUUAUCAACAAAAAUCAACCACAGUGUAUCCUUUGUCAAUGUUUGUAAAUGAUAUAGGCCAGUAAUGAUUAACUUUAUUAUUAUGAUUAUUAUUAUUAUAUUAGCAAGCAAAUACAUAUCACUGAAUGUCAGGUCAUGACAAACGUAAAAUAAAUGACAAAGAAUCGAGUUUGGAGUCACUUUUGUCUUCUACAAUGUAAGUAAUGACAAAGUAAUAAAGUAAAUAAAUGUA
Molecule: messenger RNA, 1386 nt
Organism: Coregonus clupeaformis (lake whitefish)
Lineage: Eukaryota; Metazoa; Chordata; Actinopteri; Salmoniformes; Salmonidae
Product: membrane-spanning 4-domains subfamily A member 4A
Exons: 7
Coding region: 81-893 (270 amino acids)
Cellular component (GO): membrane
Source: RefSeq, a predicted model, not a curated record